Colletotrichum chrysophilum is the source of this 1161-nucleotide messenger RNA. RefSeq lists its product as uncharacterized. The transcript is spliced from 2 exons. NCBI's taxonomy places the organism in Eukaryota, Fungi, Ascomycota, Sordariomycetes, Glomerellales, Glomerellaceae. Gene Ontology annotation, cellular component: endoplasmic reticulum. Bases 1 to 1161 code for a protein of 386 amino acids. The record is from RefSeq and is a predicted model, not a curated record. Gene Ontology annotation, biological process: regulation of lipid storage.
AUGGACCGCAUCCUCCUCAGCUCGCCCGUCGAGCCUCGCACGGUGGCCGUUGUCGCCAUGACGGUCGUCGCAACCAUCUCCCUCCUCUCCCUCGCCCGACUGGGCCUGUACGUGAAAUGGAGCUCCUCGAUUCCCAGCCCUCUCAAGACCAAGAUCCCGGAGCUCACGAGCGAGGAGAUCAAGAGACUUCACUAUCGCCCUGACCACUUCCCGGGUGCCCGUGACGUUGAGACGCCGUACGGCUGCAUGCGUGUGUAUGAAUGGGGCUCAACCACCGGCCCCAAAGUCAUUCUCAUCCACGGCAUCAGCACAUCCUGCAUGACCCUCGGCCUCAUCGCCCACGCCCUCGUCGCCCGCGGCUGCCGCGUGAUGCUCUUCGACCUCUUCGGCCGCGGCUUUUCCGACGGCGUCGGCGACCUCCCCCACGACACCCGCCUGUACACAACCCAGGUCCUCCUCGCCCUCGCCUCCUCCCCUCUGGCCUGGUCCGGCCAGAACUCCAUCAGAGUCAUCGGCUACUCCCUCGGCGGCGCCGUCGCCGCAGCCUUCGCGGCCGCCUUCCCCGACAUGGUCGAGAGCCUCGUCCUACUCGCGCCGGCCGGCAUCAUCCGCGCGGCCAACUUCGGACACCUGGCGCGGCUCACGUUCCAGUCGGGCAUCAUCCCCGACCGGAUCCUCGCCUCCAUCACGGAGAGCAGGCUGAAGAAGCCCCUGGCCCCGAAGCGGUCCAACGUCGUGGAGGACGAGGACGACCCGGCGGAGAAGCUCGUCGACGUCGCCGCCGCCGAGGCGUCCUCUCCUGACGGCGGCGACCUCCCCGUCGAGCAGGUCGUGCGUCAGUACAUCUCCUGGAUGGUCGUGAAUCACCGCGGCAUGGUCCCCGCGUUCAUGAGCUGCGUCAAGCACGGCAUCCUGACGGACCUGCACGACACGUGGCGCGCCCUGGGGAGGAGGAAGAAGGGCACCACGGCCGUCUUGAUCGGCCGGGCGGACGAGGUCAUCUUCGCGGAGCAUUACACCGAGGACGGGCUGCCGCUGCUGGGCGGCGAGGAGAAUGUGCACUGGAAGGUCAUCCCUGGCGGGCACGAUUUUGUUAUGACCAAGAAGGAUUUGAUCAUGCGCGAGCUCGAUGAGUUCUGGGGUAUGAAGGUGCAGGCGUAG